Molecule: messenger RNA, 1005 nt
Organism: Diabrotica balteata
Lineage: Eukaryota; Metazoa; Arthropoda; Insecta; Coleoptera; Chrysomelidae
Source: the annotation of a GenBank genome assembly
AUGCCGAGGCCUUCUUCAUUGACUGAACAUUUCAUUAUCGGAACAAUAUUGUCAUGUAUUUUCUUAGUAUUUAAUUACUCCCUUCAUAGAAUUGAAGAAGGACAUGUAGGCGUUUAUUUUAGAGGUGGUGCACUCCUUCCUUCAGUUAGCUUUCCUGGAUAUCAUAUGAUGAUACCUCUAUUAACGAGCUUCAAAUCAAUGCAGAUAACAUUGCAGACAGAUGAAGUUAAGAAUGUACCUUGUGGAACCAGUGGAGGUGUAAUGAUCUAUUUUGAUAGAAUAGAAGUAGUAAAUCAUUUAAAUCAGAACAGUGUUCUCGAUAUUGUUAGAAACUACACAGCUGAUUAUGACAAAACUCUUAUUUUCAACAAAGUCCACCACGAACUAAAUCAAUUUUGCAGCAUACAUACCUUACACGAGGUUUACAUUGAUCUGUUUGAUCAAAUCGACGAAAAUUUGAAGCAGGCUCUUCAAAGAGACUUAUUGGAAAUGGCACCAGGGUUGACAAUACAAGCAGUAAGAGUAACUAAGCCGAAAAUCCCAGAAGUGAUACGAAAAAAUUACGAAUUAAUGGAAGGAGAAAAAACUAAAUUGCUGAUAGCCACCCAGCAUCAAAAGGUAGUUGAAAAAGAUGCAGAAACCGAACGAAAAAAAGCGAUAAUAGAAGCCGAAAAAGAAGCCCAAGUUGCCAAGAUUCAAUUCGAACAGAAGAUCAUGGAAAAAGAAUCGCUGCAGCGCAUUUCCCAGAUAGAAGACGAAAUGCAUCUUGCUAGACAGAAGAGCCACGCUGACGCGGAGUUUUACAAGCACAAGCAACAGGCGGAAGUGAAUAAAAUGCUGCACACUAGGGAGUACAUAGAAUUGAAGAAAUACGAGGCACUGUCGCAUAACACAAAGGUAUACUUCGGAAAUGAAAUACCUCAAGCCUUUCUGGGCUCGGAAAUAUCGGCGUUUGCUGAUGCGAAAACUGCUGUAGGUGAGGGUAAAACUUCAACGGAAAGUUAA